Molecule: messenger RNA, 1617 nt
Organism: Macadamia integrifolia
Lineage: Eukaryota; Viridiplantae; Streptophyta; Magnoliopsida; Proteales; Proteaceae
Exons: 3
Coding region: 313-1395 (360 amino acids)
Biological process (GO): RNA processing
Molecular function (GO): protein binding
Source: RefSeq, a predicted model, not a curated record
AAAGGGGCGAAAUCAGAAGCAGCACUUUUUCACACACUCUCCUCAUUCCAUGCAUGAAAGGGAGUUUCUGGUAACCAACAGAAAUGGGAACCUUCAUCACCCUCUGAAUGACUUGUCACCUGUGUUGCUGGAGAUGGUGAUGGAGAUAUUUCAUAUUCCAUGAUACGGGAACUCUCUCUCACUCUCUACCACAGAAAUUAUAAAAUUCUAGAAAUCAAAUCAACACAGAGAGAUUUUUCCUCAAAAGGAACGUCCACAAGCAUUCUGAUUUGGGUAAAUUUUUCAGGGGACGGCCAUUAAAGCUAUAAAAAAAUGCUGCUGAGAAGCUCUUCUACCCCUGUUCUUGGGUCCCUCCUCUGCUCCUCCGAGACCCCAAACAGGGAUUUUGAGAAUAGCUCCACCAACAACAACAAACACACAUCGAGCUCUGAUCAUACUCUGAAGAUCUCGUUCUCUCAUGGUGGGUGCCCUCAUUUCAGCGCCUUCUCCUGCAACUCAUCUCCAAUUUCUCACACUGCUGUGACCUUCUCUGACUUCGACCACGAACCCAAUAGUACCAGCUCAAGAGGCUUUCGAAGGGCCCGAUCCGAUGGCAACUUAGAAGGACUUGCUGCUGCCUCCUGCGAUUUAGACGAUUACACAACGAAGCCACUGAGCAGAGCUUCACGAAGGCCAAGUAUGUCUUUUAUGGAGACAAUCCCAAGCUCCUCUGUUGAUAGUUCAAGAGAGGGGUCUGAGGACGAAGAAGAUAUGGUUCAGAGAGAUGGUUUAUUGGGGAGGACUGUCACGAUUGGAGACUUUAUCGCGGCGGCGGUGGGAAGUGGUGAAUUCUCUUUUGGGAAGAACAAUAACAUGGGUUUGGUUGUGGAGGAAGAGGAAAAGAAUUUGGUGAGCCCACCUCUCUAUCUGGCAAGAGGGAUUGGAAUUGAUGAGUGUGGUUUUGGUGGUGGUGGUGGAGGUGGAGGUGGCGGUGGCGGUGGUUUUAGGUCAGAUGGAUUAGGUGAGGGUGGUGGCAGGAAAGGAUCCCAAAUUGAGGAGUAUUAUAAGAGGAGGGUUGAAGAAAAUCCUUCCAACCCUUUGUUUCUAAGGAAUUAUGCACAGUUUCUGUAUCAGUCUAAAGGAGACCCGCAAGGAGCUGAGGAAUACUACUCGCGUGCCAUACUGGUAGAUCCAACAGAUGGGGAGAUCAUGUCACAGUAUGCUGAACUGUUGUGGGAGCUCCACCAUGACUGGGACCGAGCUUCAAGUUACUUUGAACGUGCAGUCCAAGCUGCACCUGAGGAUAACCAUGUGCUUGCAGCAUAUGCUAGCUUCUUGUGGGAAACAGAGGAUGAAGAAGGCAGCUUGCCACAGGAUCUUGCUGCUGUGCCAGCUUACCAAUUUGCAAGUGCUUGAUUCUGGCAUAAAUUGAUAGAGAAACUCAAAAACUCUCUGGGAUGGAAUUACAGUAUUGGAAAUUUCAAGUCCAUGAUUUCUUUUGAAACAAAAGAAAGUUCUCUUUAAUACCUUUUGGUGUAUUUAAGGGAAAGGAAGUACUCUAAAUUUUAAUUUCUGUGGGGGCAUUUGGCCAUGAAUUUACAAUUUCCUCAUGGGAAUUUAAAUUAUUUUCUUCUGUUC